Radiomyces spectabilis is the source of this 1309-nucleotide messenger RNA. Its product is annotated as Ima1 N-terminal domain-containing protein. The transcript is spliced from 5 exons. NCBI's taxonomy places the organism in Eukaryota, Fungi, Mucoromycota, Mucoromycetes, Mucorales, Radiomycetaceae. Gene Ontology annotation, biological process: nuclear inner membrane organization. The coding region runs from base 9 to 1115 and encodes 368 amino acids. Gene Ontology annotation, cellular component: microtubule organizing center attachment site; nuclear inner membrane; mitotic spindle pole body. The record is from RefSeq and is a predicted model, not a curated record.
CUUUUUUCAUGAAUAAACACAUAACCCACAAACGACCCUGGCGCACUUCGCUGCUUGGCUAUUUGGGCCUCAGCGACUUACCCACGAAAGUCAAUUGCUGGUAUUGCAAUCAAGAUUCAUAUUUGCUUCCCGGUGGGAAACAAACAGAGCAAUACUGGUAUUGCGAUAAAUGUGAAAACGUUAAUGUGAAAGAUCAAAAUGGGGAUAUUGUAGAUACUCUUCCUGUUAUGUACAAUGCUAGUCUUAAUCAUCCAGUGACACCGAUACCGCAGAGACAUUUGCCCGAAAGAAGGCAAUCACGUACCCUUUGCGAAAACUGUCAAAGCAAUCAGAUCCUCAUUUAUCAGUUAAUGAGUGAAUACAUUAGAGACGAAGAUGAUCCCAAAUACGACUACUACGUAAAAACGGCAGAUGCUUAUAAAGCAUCGCUGCAAGAAAAGAAUCCAUUGUGUGAAGAGUGUCAGGCAAAAGUGGAAAAUCUGCUGGCGGAACAACGAGCUGAUCUGCGACGAAGGCGAAUUAACGAAAAACUACACCGUAGCUUGCAAACAAAAUCACCUAAACGACCUUCAAAAUUCCAAUACACCAUGCAAGGCCUACUGUGGUUUCUAUCCCAUAGUCUCACAGUCCUCUUUUGCAUUCUCGCGUUCUUAUACCCACGUACACAACCUAAUUACACUACGAAUAAUCAAUGGACGAGCAUAGAAUUUUACAAGUCUGCAUGGUCAUCAAUGUCAACCGUUUUGGUGGAUUUAUGGCAACGGGGAUUCGAAACGAAUGUGGCAACCACUUUGGCAUCCAGCUGUGGAAUGGCAGCGCUAACAAACGUCAAGGAUGCGGUCAAAACCAUGUGGCAGUCGUCCAAGUGUAUAAUUUUGUAUGAUCGAUCCACAUCGGAAGUUGUUGACGAUUGUGCGAUGGCCUUUGAUAACAUAUCCUUACUUUACAUUGUUUGGAUAAUAUCGUGGUUUGCGAUCUACUGGCAUCCUCGCGCUUCAAAAACCUUUGUCCAGGACAAUGCUCGAGUUCGUCACUGGCCCACCUACAAGGUAAUUUUGGGUUGGAUGGUUCAAUUAUACUGGUGGAAUCCGUCAACUCUAAAUUCUUCUGUGUAGUUUAUUCAAUCGUUGUUAUUUAUUGCGCGUCUACUCGUGAUUCCGAUUUCAAAUUAUGCAAAGGGAGAACUCGUCCCUUCGGUCUAUUUUUAUUUUUCGAUUGCAUACACCACGGUAAGCUGAAAAUGAUCGUUCGUUCCAUGAAAAAAUGGUGUAUUAACCACCAUUAAAGUUGUUGAUUUUCUCGAUUCUUU